This is a messenger RNA of Meloidogyne enterolobii, 898 nucleotides long. The record is from the annotation of a GenBank genome assembly. NCBI's taxonomy places the organism in Eukaryota, Metazoa, Nematoda, Chromadorea, Rhabditida, Meloidogynidae.
GACGAAUAUUCUUAAGACUGAAGGAAAAGGAGAUGAUGAUUCUGAUAUGAAAAAUGAAUUUACUGAUUUGGAAACUAAUAAACAAAAUGAAGCAGAAAUUAAUAUUGAUUUAAAUACUGACAAUAAUUCUGAGUAUUUUGAUGAUUCUAAAGAGGAACUCACAAAAACUGAAUCAUCCGAACAUAAUUCUGCUCCUUAUGAAAAUAGAAAUUCAAGAGAAAAAGAAAGUGAUAAUGUACAAAAUUUAGAUGAAGAUAUGCAAUCAACAGUUUUAACAAAAUCUUCUAAAGAAGAUACUGCUGUUUCGCAUAAUAUUUCGAAUUCAAUAGUUGAUGGAAUACCUGAAUCAGCUAUAGAAUUAAAUAAAACAAAUGAUAGUAUAGAAUCUCAUGAAAAAAUGAACAUUGAGGAAGGCGAUAUCAAAUUAGAUGAUGAAAAUAUUGACAAUCAAAAUGAAGAAGAAAUGGAUGUUAUUGAACAUUUGGAUUCUUCUUUACUUUAUCAAAAUCCAACUUUUGCCGAAAUUUGUUCUUUUUUCAAUACAUUUACUCAUUUGCUUGGUUUAAAGCCUAUAUCCAUAGCUAAAUUGGAUAAGUUUUUCUGUACACUCAUUAAUGGAGAUGUUGAUCCUGAACUUGUCGAUUUACAUGUUACAUUAAUGCGUAAAAUCUAUUUGAAAUCUGCGAGAGCAGAUAAAUGGGACAAAGCUUUACAAAAAUUCAGUGCAAUAUGUCCUGGCUUGGACAAUGAGUCUCGUCAGCUUCAGCGCCAUCAUUAUGUGGAUAUUUCGAUUGAUACUAAAUUAUCUCUUCUUAAAGCACUAUGUGACAGUCAAUUUGAAUGUAAUGCAAAAUUUAAGGAAAAUGUAAGAAUUUUUAUUAGUUAUUCACUAUUUUGA